CCCGCAGGUCAGACGAUGGCCUCGACGUCGCCUUUCGCAGCGCCGGCGACCGUUCAAUGGUGCAGGCCAUCCGGUCUAGAAUCUACGGCAAGACAAGGACCAGGGACCGUCCUCCUCUCUCCCAGACUCUCCCCCCUGCUGUCUCAGACUCCCCGCAGGCUCCUCGUCGUGCCUCUCGUCCCCCGUCGAUGAAGUCCAUGAAGCCGUACGACAAGGACAACACUGUCCGCAAACACACCGUCCGCGACUCCCACUCACAGCCUAACCGUCUGUCUGCCAUCGACACUUCCAAGAUUGAUUCUAGUUCAAAGGCACAGACAGACGCCAUCACUAUCACACUUGCACAACGCCUAAAUGAACUAGCCACGGCCAAUUCAGAGGGUCUGCUCAACGACGACGAGUACCGCCUUCUUCGACAAAACAUCUUUGAGCGCCUCGCCAGCGGGAGCACCGUGCCGUCUGAGCCCUCGGUCGUCCCCACCGCUUCCCCACACCCCAAACCCUCUCCCUCUACACCAGAUCUGAAGCGUCUCUCUCAUGGCCAGCGCACACCCUCUGUUCGGUCCAAAAACUCCAUCUCCUCCGCCAUGUCCGGCGUGUUCAAACGCGCCAGCCUCCGCCGCAAAGGCAACGCCUCCCACGACACCUCCAGCGUCUACUCCAUGGGCUCCAACGCCUCCUUCCAACGCCCUGGCAUGUCCUGCGAGCUCCGGAACGGCUCCACCUCGCGCCCACACACGCCAAACACGCUCAACGGCGACCGCGAAUCGCUCUCGUCGCGUCUAUUCCCGAGCAACAGCAGCGACCACCUCGGCUCGAGCGCGUACCGCACAUUCUCGCGAAGCAUGCGCAAGCUUUCGACCUCGACGUCAACACCGCCCUCCUCCUUCCCGGGACGGAUACCAGAUCCCGUGCCACACGUUCGCUCGCCCUCGACGAUAUCUGGCGAACCGCUGGACGAAGACGACGAGUACCGGUCCGUAGCCGAGAUCCGCAAAGAGAUGGAGACGAUGGAAGCCGAAGGCCUGCGCCUGCUCGACGCGUUCAACGGGCUCGAGCUCUCCACGCUCACCCGAAAUCAGGGCGGAGCAAGCCAGAACGGACCAAACGUUCCGCGCUCGCCUUCCACACUGGGUGUGCAUCGAAAACCAAUGGACGGCCGGUCGACGCCCGGGCACGGGUCGGACGCCGACAUGCGCUCUGUGCACUCGGGCUCGUCGCUCACCACGUCGCACUCGCGCGCGGGCUCGCACCGCACGGUGCCCUCGCAGCGCCUGGGUGUUGUCAACGGGAUGCACCCCAGCUCGUCGACAUCGUCCACGCGAAAACGGUCCAUGUCGUCGCUGUCGUCGCGGAACCGGGGACUGCACCCAUCGGCGUCGACGCCGAGUGCACUGCCGUCGUCGCCGCUGCGGAAUAUGGACAGCGUGUCGAGCAUCAACCUGAAGGUGUCGCCGACGUCGGUGGUGGAGGAGGAGGAGCAGGAGGUGUACUCGGCGCUGGAAGCUGAGCUGGGGGAGAUUCGGCGGAGAAAGGCGGAGGUGACGCAGCGAUACCAGAGUCGACUCGACUACUUGCGUGCACAGCUGAGGGGGGCGGAGUUGAGGGAGAAGUUGUUGAGGAAGUAGAUGAUACCACUAUACCUUACAUUAUUAAUGAGACAC
This is a messenger RNA of Coniophora puteana RWD-64-598 SS2, 1664 nucleotides long. RefSeq lists its product as uncharacterized. Bases 57 to 1628 code for a protein of 523 amino acids. The record is from RefSeq and is a predicted model, not a curated record. Lineage: Eukaryota; Fungi; Basidiomycota; Agaricomycetes; Boletales; Coniophoraceae. The transcript has 5 exons.